Salvia miltiorrhiza (redroot sage) is the source of this 741-nucleotide messenger RNA. RefSeq lists its product as uncharacterized. The record is from RefSeq and is a predicted model, not a curated record. The coding region runs from base 1 to 741 and encodes 246 amino acids. The transcript is spliced from 2 exons. Lineage: Eukaryota; Viridiplantae; Streptophyta; Magnoliopsida; Lamiales; Lamiaceae.
AUGGCUUUUCGGAAUUCUGAUGGGAGAUCAGGAGGUAUUUUGAGCAUCUGGAACAGAAGGAAAUUCACAGCUUCAAGUUGUUGGGACAUCCCAGGAGCGGUGAUUGUCAACGGUACUUGGGUUUCAGUUUGGCCUGCUUCUUACGGUCGAGGGCUGCAACGGUCAAUCUCGGAUCAUUGCCCUAUCCUUUUAUCGACUGAAGAUGUGGAUUGGGGUCCAAAACCGUUUCGAUUCAUCAAUGCCUGGACUUCCCACGGGGAGUUUUUGCAAGUGGUUCAGAAAGUUUGGGAAGAGCAGAACCUUUCAGGGUGGAGCUUUUUUGUCUUCAAAGAAAAAUUAAAAAGGGUGAAGUUGGCCCUUAAAGAAUGGAACAAGUGCACUUUCGGCAAUAUUGAUCACUCAAUCAUAGCUCUGAAGGAUGAGCUUGAAACAUUGGAUUUGAUCGAUGAUACUCUUGGUUUAGAUGAAGGGGAAUACAUCAAAAGGAAUGAGAUCAAAGCAAAGUUGAUUCUGCAAGCAAAGAAAAGAGCCAGCCUGCUACAUCAAAAAGCUAAAACCAGUUGGGCAAAAGAGGGUGAUUUGAACUCGAGGUUCUACCACAAAGCCAUCAAUGGAAGGAGAAAGAAGAAUGAGAUUGCUGGUAUGUUUUUUCAGAAUCAGUGGAUCGAGGAUUUGAGGGAGCUAAAGGAAAAGGUGAAAAGCUAUUUCGAGAAUUUUUUUAGAAGAAAGAACAGGGUCUGA